This is a messenger RNA of Silurus meridionalis, 737 nucleotides long. It is a transcript of the gene polr2j, whose product is annotated as RNA polymerase II subunit J. Gene Ontology annotation, biological process: transcription by RNA polymerase II. Gene Ontology annotation, cellular component: RNA polymerase II, core complex. The transcript has 4 exons. Gene Ontology annotation, molecular function: protein dimerization activity; DNA binding. The record is from RefSeq and is a predicted model, not a curated record. Bases 69 to 422 code for a protein of 117 amino acids. NCBI's taxonomy places the organism in Eukaryota, Metazoa, Chordata, Actinopteri, Siluriformes, Siluridae.
GAAGAAGAAGGGGGAGAGAGAGAGAGAGAAAAAAAAAAGAAGACUAAAGCGACGAAGAAGAAGAGAAAAUGAACGCGCCGCCGGCUUUCGAGUCUUUUUUAUUGUUCGAAGGAGAGAAAAAAAUUACAAUAACCAAGGACACCAAGGUGCCAAAUGCUUGUUUAUUUACGCUGAACAAAGAAGACCACACUCUGGGAAACAUCAUCAGAUCACAGCUGCUGAAGGAUCCUCAGGUGUUGUUUGCUGGGUACAAGGUUCCUCAUCCGCUGGAGCACAAGAUUGUGAUUCGGGUCCAGACGACACCUGACUACAGUCCUCAAGAAGCCUUUACAAAUGCCAUCACCGAUCUGAUCAGUGAACUGUCUCUGCUGGAGGAGAGGUUCAGAGUUGCCAUUAAAGACAAGCAGGAAGGAAUUGAAUGAAGGAUGCAGCUGUGUCGAACUACAGAUGUUUACUGACCACUGUUCAAGCCUCUUCUAGGAGCUUAACCUGUUCAGUUUGUCCUUUUUGGCUCUGGGCUUCUCCACAUUGCAGUACAGAAACCCUUUAAGACUGUUAAACCUGUCUGAAGUCAGAUUCAGCUUAAAUAUAACUGUUAACAGGAUUAUGGUUUAUACCCUUUGUAUUGUGGCACUAUUCUCUUGGUUUUCGGUGCCAUAUGUGCAUACUUUGGCACUGAAACAAACCUUUUAUGUGUGGUGUUGUUUUUUUUUCCAUGAAUAAAUGUAAUUUUGAUA